GGGGCAAAUAAGUUGCAAUUGAGGCCUCAUUCUAUUUUCUGAAACAACAACCCAAAAACCGAGUCUUGAACAUACACCAAUCUUGCCUCCACACAAAAUGGCAUCGCCACAGAAGAUCCGCACCGGAGCGACAGACCUUCUAGGUAUUAAGCAUCCUGUCCUGCUCGCCGGAAUGAACAAGACCGCUUCACCCAAGCUUGCCGCCGCAGUCACAAAUGCCGGAGGGCUCGGUGUUAUCGGCGGUGGGAUGUACACGCCCCAGCUCCUGCGAGAGUCAAUCGCAGAACUGAAGUCAUAUCUUGUCGACAAGAAUGCGCCGUUUGGGGUGGAUCUGCUGAUUCCAAAGGUCGGCAACGGCGCAAGAGCAACAAACUAUGACUAUAACAAAGGCAGGAUCAUGGACUUAAUAGACGUCAUCGUUGAAGGUGGAGCAAAACUCUUCGUCUGCGCUGUCGGUAUACCUUCUCAAGCAGUCGUCGACCGCCUCCAUGCCGGAGGCGUCUUAUACAUGAACAUGAUAGGCCAUCCCAAGCACGCGCAGCGGGCCAUCGAUCUCGGUGCCGACCUCCUCUGUGCCGCCGGCGGUGAGGCAGGGGGCCACACAGGCGAUGUUCCAACAGUCAUCCUCAUCCCCGCUGUGAAGAAGAUCAUCAAAGGCCAGAUCAGCAAGUUCACCGACAAGGAGAUCCAGCUCGUCGGCGGCGGCGGCAUGCACAAUGGCCAUUCCCUCGCAGGCGCGAUGAUGCUCGGCGCCCAGGCCAUCUGGGUCGGCACGCGGUUCAUCCUCUGUGAGGAGUCCGGAUCGGGCGCAGAGCACCAAGAGGCCGUGCGCUCCGCCGACCAUGGGCAAAUUGUGCGGACAACCAUCUUCUCCGGGCGCCCGAUGCACGUCCGGUCGACGCCGUACAUCGAGCGGUGGAUUAGCAAGCGGCAGGAUGAAAUGCAGGCGCUGCAAGCGAAGGGUAUUAUACCUCUUCAGAACGACUUUGACAAGUUUCCUGAUGAUGCCGAGCUCACUGAAAAUGCGUUUCCAAUGAUUAUGGGGAAGGUGGCGGCGGAGGUGAAGGAAAGGAAGAGGGCAAAGACGAUUGUGGAUGAGAUGGUUGAGGAAGCCGCGGAGUUGCUUGCAGAGGGUGCGCAGACGCUAGAUAGUGGCAAUAAGUCGAAGCUGUGAUCGGCGAGUUAUGAGCAUGUUCUUAUAAAGGUCGUAAUGAGAUAAUCCAAAUG
Molecule: messenger RNA, 1227 nt
Organism: Eremomyces bilateralis CBS 781.70
Lineage: Eukaryota; Fungi; Ascomycota; Dothideomycetes; Eremomycetales; Eremomycetaceae
Product: 2-nitropropane dioxygenase
Exons: 3
Coding region: 98-1174 (358 amino acids)
Biological process (GO): pteridine-containing compound metabolic process
Molecular function (GO): nitronate monooxygenase activity
Source: RefSeq, a predicted model, not a curated record